Molecule: messenger RNA, 783 nt
Organism: Dimorphilus gyrociliatus
Lineage: Eukaryota; Metazoa; Annelida; Polychaeta; Dinophilidae
Source: the annotation of a GenBank genome assembly
AUUCCUUCAUUUUGUUUGUUAUUGCACUGAUUGAAAUUGUCAGUGCUUUUUGAAAAAAUUUCAAUCGAUUUAUACAAUAAGAAAUUUUUUCAUUCAACGUCAACGAUUUAGUACUGAAUUUAAAAGAUGAGUAGCCGAGGGACCAGAACUGGAAAUUCUGGAGGAAAGAAGAAAUCAAACGAUUUUCUUGCGAGAAGAGCAAAGGACAAAAUAGUAAGUGAGGAAGAAUUAAAAGGAAAGGAAUGUAUAACGCCAGACGACGUUCUAAAUUUAGAUAAAAUAACUGAAAGUUAUUUAUGCCCGAAUGAUGCUAACGUUUACAAUAUCGAAUUUACUGGUUUCAAGUUGAGAGAUGUAGAUUCUGGAAUGAUUUUGCUCGAUGUUAAUAGAGAUGACAAUGGUUACGACAACGAAGAAGAUGAGUCUGCGGAUCCUAAUAUAGGCCGAUACAUUCGGUACGAAUUUCCUGCUAAAUUUUUGGAAUUACGGCAUGUUGGAGCAACUGUACGAUUUAGCAUUGGCGACAAGCCAGUUGAGAAUUUUCGCAUGAUAGAACGACACUUUUUCCGUGACCAAUUGCUUAAAAGCUUUGACUUUGAAUUUGGAUUCUGCAUUCCAAACAGUAAUAAUACAGUCGAACAUAUUUACGAGUUCCCGAAGCUAGAAAAGCAACUAAUGGAAGAAAUGAUUGCUAAUCCUUUCCAAACUCGGUCGGAUAGUUUUUACUUUGUUGGAGAUCGUCUUGUAAUGCAUAACAAAGCAGACUACUCUUAUCAAGGUUGA